AUGGUAGCAGUAGCCCUUCAGCCUAAACCAGGAUGGCUGGUUCUAGAUGCAUGUGCUGCACCGGGGAACAAAACUGUGCAUCUUGCUGCUCUCAUGAGAGGAAAGGGGAAAAUUAUAGCUUGUGAACUUAACAAAGAAAGAAUUCAACGACUGAAGGAGACUAUCAGAUUGGCUGGUGCUGCUAGUAUCCUUUCAGAGAUUCUGUCAUCCAGUGAAUGCUGUCUCUAG
Molecule: messenger RNA, 228 nt
Organism: Thlaspi arvense
Lineage: Eukaryota; Viridiplantae; Streptophyta; Magnoliopsida; Brassicales; Brassicaceae
Source: the annotation of a GenBank genome assembly